AUCAACGUUCCCCUAGAAUUGCGUCAUACGUUUUCAGUCGUGUAAAGCAACUAUUAAUUUGAAUGUGUUGCGUUUGAAAUCAAACGUGAUGGUUGUUACACAAUCGGAGAUUUUUAGAGGUGUUCUCUGUUCCUGGUGAAGGAUCCACCUAACGCCUCACCACACUCCACAGAACACCGUCGUGUAUUCAGAGCACUAACAAAAGCAGCAGCCCUGAGCGUGACAAUGAGCCAGUCGACGCACUCUGAAGACUGAAGUUAUGACGAUAAUAUGGCUGACAAGGGGCCGCUUUUGACCUCAUGCGUCAUUUUCUACCUUUCGAUCGGGGCUGCAAUAUUCCAAAUUCUCGAGGAACCAAACUACAUGUCAGCCAGAGACAAAUACAUCCUACAGAAGGAACAAAUCUUAAAAAAGUUCUCCUGCUUAACCAAAUCAGACUUGGAUCAGAUUCUGGAGAUAGUGUCAGAGGCUGCAGGUCAAGGCGUGGCCAUAACUGGUGAUAAACAUCGCGAAUCAUGGGACUGGGCCAACUCCGUCAUUUUUGCUUCCACCAUCGUCACCACGAUAGGCUAUGGUAAUGUUGCUCCAAAGACUAAAACUGGCCGUGUUUUCUGCAUCCUAUAUGGUCUGUGUGGGAUCCCACUAUGUCUGGUCUGGAUUAGUGAACUGGGAUCUUUCUUUGGGGACAGAGCCAAGCGUCUGUCUCAGGUCCUGAUUCGUAAAAAUGUUUCUGUGAAAAAAGUCCAGUUUAUCUGUACAGCUUUGUUCCUGUUAUGGGGGCUUUUUGUACAUUUGGUGAUUCCCCCGUUUGUUUUCAUGUCUGUGGAAGGAUGGAGCUACCUGGAAGGCAUCUACUUCUCUUUUAUCACACUCACAACAGUUGGUUUUGGAGAUUACGUAGCAGGUGUAAAUCCCAACAUUGAAUACCCCAGACUGUACAGAGUAAUUGCAGAGUUAUGGAUGUACAUGGGUCUGGCCUGGCUAUCUCUUUUCUUCAGCUGGAAUGUCCACAUGGUAGUGGAAGCUACCAAAGUGCUGAAGAAAAGAAGACACAGGCACAGGUACCCACACGAAGAGAAACCGCUGAACGAGGAGAAAAAAGAACAGGUGAAUAUCAAGCAGUCCGUCAUCGACAUCUUCAAAUUCCUGUCUGAGCAGGACAACGACAACUACAACACCAUCAUCAAGGAGAUUGGAAUCAAAGCCAAGCAUAAAAAACAAGAAGAGAAAAUAAAUCGCUCCAAAAGCUGCAACGACCUGCACAUACAGAUGCUGGAUCACUCACCAGGCGACAAGCACCUAAAAGUUGGUGAGUUGUUCAGGAAUCCAAAGGAUGACAUGGGCAGAAAUAAAAAAUGUGCCCUAGAAAAGAGCAGCUCACACCCCGACCUCUCACUUUGUAUAAGAACUGAACCAGUGGAUAAUAAAAACUCAGAAAAUGUUGGCAUCAUCAUCACGGUGACGACCAGUGAUGCGGCCGAAGGACAGAGUGUACAGCAUCCUGACGGAGGAGAGACGAGGUUCACAAUAUCUAAGGUACCGGAGGAUUUGACGACAGAUAAAGAUGAGAUGGGCUGAGGCUUCUUUUCUGAAACCUCACUCACAAAGACACAAACUCAAAAAAAGAAAAAAUACUUCAAUCAAGAAAACAAAACUACAAUCUGUGCAACAGCCUCCAACAUAUAGUUAUGUUUGGGAAAAGGAUGUUUUUGCUUUUUUUUUUCUUCAAAAUAUGUUCUUAUU
Messenger RNA from Cynoglossus semilaevis (tongue sole), 1743 nucleotides. RefSeq names its product potassium channel subfamily K member 5-like. Gene Ontology annotation, cellular component: plasma membrane. Bases 271 to 1578 code for a protein of 435 amino acids. NCBI's taxonomy places the organism in Eukaryota, Metazoa, Chordata, Actinopteri, Pleuronectiformes, Cynoglossidae. Gene Ontology annotation, biological process: potassium ion transmembrane transport; stabilization of membrane potential. Gene Ontology annotation, molecular function: outward rectifier potassium channel activity; potassium ion leak channel activity. The transcript has 5 exons. The record is from RefSeq and is a predicted model, not a curated record.